AUGGCUCGGCUUCAUCUCACUUUCUACAUCAAUGUAUUUUUUCUGGUGUCUCAUGUUCUCCACUACAUCGCCUGCCAACAGUGUGAGACCGACCAUUACUCUAUUUAUCAAAGGAUGCUUCAAGGUUACACCUUUAAGGCGUUGAAGAUGCAAUCAGGUUCCCUGGAAUGUAGACAAGCGUGCCUCGCUGAUAUCAGAUGUCAAAGCUAUAACGUCGUGUUCAAAGGGAUAUGUGAGUUAAAUAACAGAACUAAGGAGGCCAGGCCAGAGAAUUUUGUUAAAGACCUGGGCAGGUACUACAAACAGAGAGAUUUUAAAAGAGCUCCUCUCGGAUCCAUUCGUGAGCUGCCAGCUAUAUCAUGCAAAGAAAUCAAGGCGAGCGAGGGAGGACAAGCGGUCAGUGGUUAUUAUUGGUUGGAUUUAAUCAGAUCUGGAGACUCUUUUUUAACUUACUGUGACAUGGUUAAAGAAGAAAUCAACGAGUGCGCAGACGGAUCUCACAAUUGCCAUAGAGACGCCACUUGCCAGAAUACUGUAGGCGGUUAUAAGUGCACCUGUAGGUCAGAAUACAUUGGCAAUGGACUGACCUGCAAGCCUAGAGAAUGUAUAAACUACGCAGUUAUUUUUGGUAGUAAAAGGAAAAGAACUUAUAAAUCAAAACAGCCAUAUUUGGACGACGGUGACCUGAAUGGCUGGUACCGUUUCCAAGGGCAGGCAGGUACAAAAAUGGCCACUUCAUGUGUGCCUUUCAAAAGGUGCGGUGGACUGAGACCCGGCUGGCUCAAAGGUGGUCAUCCCAGCAAAGAAGAUGGAAGGGUGAACAGGAGGGUUUAUUUCCGCUCGUUUAAUAAUUGUGAAGAAGUAUUCAACGUCGUUAAAGUUAGAAACUGUGGUCCUUUCUUUGUCUACUUCAUACGCGGGACAGCACCAGGAACGUCAAAUCCCGAACGUUACUGUGGUUCCGAUUAA
Messenger RNA from Pocillopora verrucosa, 969 nucleotides. RefSeq names its product uromodulin-like. Gene Ontology annotation, molecular function: calcium ion binding. The record is from RefSeq and is a predicted model, not a curated record. NCBI's taxonomy places the organism in Eukaryota, Metazoa, Cnidaria, Anthozoa, Scleractinia, Pocilloporidae.